GAGUGAGUGACUGGGCGAGGAGGUCCCCUCCUUCCCUCCCUCCCUCCCUCCCUCCCUCCGUCCCGGUCCCCUCCCCUGCUCGCAGCCCGCCGGCUCCAGCUCGCUCCCUGCCCACUCCCGGGGGGACGUUCCGUGCCGCGGCCGCUGCGGCCGCCGCUUCUUUCACACUUGAGUUGGGAGCCGCGCGCCGCGCUCAGUUACUGGCGAGCUGGCCGCGCGCCGCCGCCUCCCGCACGCACGCACGCACGCGGGCCGGGCUUCGGGGGCUUAGGCUCUUACUCCCGGCAGCUGGGAGGAGGGGGAGACCCCGUCUGACUGUGGGGAGGAGGAGGAAGAGGAGGAGGAGGGAGGAAGAAAACAGGCGAGGAGCACCCGGGCGGGGGGCGGGAGGCUUGCCACCUUCAGCCCCCCCGCGAGCGCCCAAGGUGCACACAUCCUGACCGACUCAGCAAGCAGGUGGAUUUUCUUUGUGUCUAAAGAAAAAGAAAAUGUCCCCGUGUCUGUAGAGAUGAUUUGCAGUUCAGCCCGGCUGAAGCUGACCGAAUGAGACUAUGGGCUGUGCCUCCGCCAAGCAUGUUGCCACUGUUCAAAAUGAAGAGGAAGCCCAGAAAGGGAAGAACUACCAGAACGGAGAUGUGUUUGGUGAUGAGUAUAGGAUCAAACCGGUGGAAGAAGUCAAAUACAUGAAAAAUGGGGCAGAAGAGGAGCAGAAAAUAGCAGCCAGGAACCAAGAAAACUUGGAAAAAAGUGCCAGUUCAAAUGUCAGACUUAAAACCAAUAAAGAGAUUCCGGGAUUAGUUCAUCAGCCCAGAGCAAACAUGCACAUCUCUGAAAGCCAACAAGAAUUCUUCAGAAUGCUGGAUGAAAAAAUCGAGAAGGGUCGAGAUUACUGUUCCGAAGAAGAGGAUAUCACAUAGCACCAAUUCUACCACUUAAACCGGGAGCUACUACUGUGUAAAUAGGUUACACCCCAGUUGAAAUCUUUGCAAAGGUCGGUUCUCUUCAGCGAACAGCACUAUAGCAAAAGAAGAUCGUUUCAUAUCGUAUGCCCCAUUAAAUUACAGUGUUUCUUAAUGAACUUGCAAAGGAAUAUUGCUAAAAAAAAAAAACAAAAAACAAAAAACUGUUCUCGAACUUUCUUUGUUGCUGCUAGUUAAAACUUGUUGCAACUUUUCACUUCUCUCAAUGUCCAGGUCUGCAGCAAAACUCUGCAGUUUCACCUUAAAGAUACUGUUGGUUUUACAGAUGCUCUCCAGCCUAUUUUCUAUAAGAGGAGGUAGUGGGGAACUCAGAUAUCCAGCUUCUGUUCUAGACCGGUUCCACUCCCAACACAAGCGCCUCUUCCCCUCUCUCCUUCCUCCCUGCCUCCCCUGAGCAGCCCAAAGCCUUGCUUCUCCCUGGCAGUGUCGCGCUUUGGAGAUGGGAUGGUUGCUAUGGCAAAGCCUUGUUUCUCUGCUAAGAAGAAAUAGAGACGCUAUUAUCGAUUAAAAGCAUGUGGUGACAUGACUCCCGGAGGUGACACAGGAGCGAGCGGCAGGUUGUUUCAUGUCCUGGGUCUCCUACUCAAAGGUCACGCUUGCAACAUCAGUUUUGCUCAGAUGCAGAUGGAAGUGUGACCGCAAUCAUUUCGAAUCCUUCUUGCCCACUUUUUUUUUCUAAGGAAAUAAACAUUGUACUGUUUUUAUGCAUCCUUGUCUUCUCCCGUUCAUCCAGCGCAGUGUUUUACGAUGAUCCUGGGUGCAGAAGACGAGCCUUCCGUAGCAGUGACACCGGUAACCCACCUAGAUGGCUCCCUGCCAUCCGUUUACAAUCCUGCAAGCGUGCGCAGUGCUGUCAGUGGUCAGAGGAGAUGGGGGGGAUGUCCCCCGGCUUUGUAGGAGGGCCCGAAGCCACCCCGUCCCCUUUCAUUUCGUUAGCAGAUGAACCGCCCUGCUUCCUAAUUCCGCCCCUUCCCCCUUCACCACGUGACGGGAGCCUUGCCGCCUCUUCUCUCUUGCUUGGGGCACCGGAUGGUGCCGCGAAAAGCCUCUUCCGACGGGAGCACGCAGAACGGUGACGCUGGCGGUGACACGCGGAGACGCGAAAGCCAAAGCCCCCGGCAGCCGUGGGGACCGUGAACCACGGGUUCCGUAGAGUUUAUUUUUCCAUAUUCUAUGAAGAGGAUGACCUCUUCUCAAAGAUAGAAGUAAUAUUUUUAACAAAUGCUGUCACGAGUAAAUAGCCAUCCAAAGGAGAAAAUAACUUUUGUAUUUUUUUAACACGAGCGAUAGCUUUGACGAGGGUUCUCUGGGUUACUUCCACGAGGGCGUCCUGUCCGUGGUCCCGCCAGCCGGCCGGGCACUUUGUGGGUUUAUCCCACAAAGAUCCAGGAGGAGCGCCACGUCUGUCUCCCCUGGCGGGGUCGUUGAACGCGAAGGGUCUGCCCAUCCGCCGCACGCACCCCCCCCCCCGCCCCGCAGUGGGUGGUUCCCCCGCUCUGGACAGUCCGGAGGUCACCUGCCACUAGCCUAAGCCUCACGUGGUCUCACCAAGAGGAUGCGCCGCCGCCGCCUAAAAAUCCAUCCACUAGCUGAUGGCACCCGCCGAUGUGUUCAGGGUGCGAUUCCUUAGCUCCGUUUAGACCCCGUUACACCGAAAGCAGGAGCAAGGAAAUCCAGCCCAGCCCUAGAGAAAAUGGACUCGAUGUCAGCAACAGAAGCCCUUCCCUCUUUCUGCCAGCAGCAGCAGCUAUUUUGGGGAGCAGCUGUAGUUGUUACAUAAAUAGAGAUGCAGCCAAAAUUUCAGGCUUUUUAUCCUGCUUCAAGCAGAAAAAUGCUGGGAGAGUCGAGUCGCCUGGGGUUUUCAGUUCCCUCCCUUUGUAUGGUUUUUGGCCAAGCGCCUGAAAUAGUUCUCCUCGCUGUAAACGACCUGCUAAGCCCCACCUCAGACUCGUCCACCCAGGGACUUGUUCCCUGUUCCAAGGAUGACCUUCUCCCGAGAUCCCUUGUUCUUAUGGAGCAAGAAUGAAGCAGACACUAAACGUCUUCCAUCUGACUCUCCUACUCGGUGUCCGAGAUAAUUAUGUCUUCCCCGAAAAUUACCACCCCCUUCUAUGCUGAGAUGAAAGCUGCUCAUGUCUUUUUCUUAGGGUCACGUGUAACAUUGUGACAUGGUACACAUGUACCCUGAACCAUGCAUCCCUUGGGAAUCUGGCUUUAUGAGUGUUUCCUGAAACCCAAGGUAUUGUGCCUGGGACCCAGUGGCUUGUCACCAGGAGUUCUGUUCCCCUGGUUUUACACUGGCUACCUCUUUGAUAUGCAAAAAAAAAUUUGAUUUCAUCUGCAGACACAUCUGGUACAUCUAGAAAUAGAUCUGAGAAAUAGGGUGGCUGAGCGGGUUGGCAUGAAAUGCUUAAUUAUGUUAGCAACACUGAAAACUGUCUGUUUUCCAUUUGUUGGUUUUAAUCAUAAAUUUGUCAAGUGA
Sus scrofa (pig) is the source of this 3462-nucleotide messenger RNA. RefSeq names its product chromosome 9 C1orf21 homolog (gene C9H1orf21). The record is from RefSeq and is a predicted model, not a curated record. Lineage: Eukaryota; Metazoa; Chordata; Mammalia; Artiodactyla; Suidae.